UCUUUCUCGCCCCCACUCACUCACGGCGUUCUUUCCGAGCACUCACGGAAAGCCUCGAACCUCUCUCUUCCUCUUUUUGUUAAGAAUUAUAACUCCUCUCUCUCUCCCUCUCUCUCUCUCCCUCUCCCUCUCUCUCUCUCCUCACUUAAUCACGCCGUUCUUUCCGAGCCGUCACCCGAAAGCGGAAAGCCUCAAAGCCUCUCUCUUCCUCUUUUGCCAAGAAUUAUAACUCAUCACUCUUUCUCUCUCUAACGCCGUUCUUUCCGAGCCCUCAUCUGAAAGCGGAAAGCCUCGAACCUCUCUCUAGUCUUCUUCCUCAUUUUGUUCUUCUACCCCGACCGACGCCAUUCACCACACGGAAGCCGUCGACACCAGCCACAACACGGUUGCCUUUCUCCACGGGCCGCUCGUCCUCCUGCCGGCAGCCCUCCCAUUCUUCCUUCUUUUUUCCUCUCCUGAUUGCUCCUCUCCCUCGUGCGUCGUCGCCAUCGCCGCGUCUCCUUCACGCACAAGAGCCGGAGUUAACCCCCGGCAGCCCUCCCUCUUCCCCCUCUUGAUUUCCCUUGUCCCUUUCCUCUAUUCGGUGGUCGUCGUCACUCGAAGUCGGGAGAAGGGCCAAACACAGUCGCCCUUAUUUUUCUCUCUUUCUUUUCUUCCUCUCUUGUUCUCACACGGAAGCCACCGCUGUCAUCCGAACCGCCGCUGUUGUCAGCCAAGAAAGUGGGACAGUCGGCCCUCUUCUUCCUUUUCCUUUCUCUCAGAUUAUUUCCCACUGCUUUUAGCCGAGCCAAGAAGGACCACUGACCUCUUCGUAUCCUUGUAAAAACGAACGAAGGCAUUAUCACCAAAUUAAAGGUGAACAAGUGGUAUAUAAAUCUGAGGACUAUUUAGUAUCUCAUUAUGUCUGCCUUACAUACUUCUGAAUAUGAUUAUGAAAUGAGGGCUUUGCAAAACUUGUUUGAUGUAUUUGGUAAAGUUUGUUGUCUUGAAGAGAUAGCAUCUGCUUACUGCAAGGCAGGACGUGAUGAAUCCAAGGCAGCUGACAUACUGGCUCAGCAGCAAGGAAGUAGUAGUUCUGGUGAAUCGUAUGCACAAUUUGGAAAGCAAUUUCUUCAAUCAGUGGAGUCACUAGAUGAAGGAAGGCUCAAGAAUUCUGCCUACCAGGGAAAAACUUCCUGUGGAACAAAGCCCAAAAAGUUCAGUGCUUCAGCCGGUUCUAUAUCAAGUGUUCUGGGUAAGAAUUAUGUGAAUGGAGUCUCAUCAUCUUGGAAUAGACCAAAUGUAACACAGAAGCCGCUUAAGAUUGAAAUCAAGGAACCAAUGCCAUGUGGAUAUUAUGAAUCGUCUGUGCUAAAGUCUGUUCAAACAAAUGGUUUUCUUGAAGACAAUGAUGUUGAAGACUUCCUCUUCUCAAUGCUUGGGGAUGGAUUCAAACUUAGCAGGGAUGUGAUACACAAUGUGCUUGGCAUUUGUGGAUAUGACAUGAAGAAGAGUAUGGAAGAAUUAUUGGAACUAUCUUCCAGAAACUUGGAAAAGGGCAAAUCAGUUGAGUUUGAUGAAUUGGGAAAGCUCACAGGCAAAGGCUUAGAGAUGGAGAACAAUUUUUGCCAAAAUUCUAGUUCCAACUCUUCAUCUAGUGUUAGAGAUAUUCCCAUACACUCUGGCAUGGAACAAAAGAAUGCUAAUCUCCCAAAUGAGGUGCUACAAUCAUUGUUCAAUGUUCCUGAGAGGUCAGAGGAACCACAGAAAACCCGUACACGAAUCGGUCUGAACAGAACAAGAGUUGUUAAAGAAAAGUCAGUGAAAGAACCACUGGAGGACUUUUACUCAUCAUCCACAAUUGAUCAUUCAAAUAUGAUGCAUGGUGGUCUAGUUACCCAAGAAGAUGAUGAUUAUGAAGCCCUCAGGAGAUCUGUCAAGGAGAAUUGGGGUUUGAUGAAGCAGUAUUAUGAAGCCGCUGCUGAUGCUUUUGUAAAGGGUGAUCCAGCAGUCAACUAUCUUCGAGUGGAAGGUAACAACUAUGCUCAGAAGGCUCGAGAAGCAGAUGAAAAAUCUGCUGCAAUGCUACUACAACCAAGAAAGUCUAGUAACAAAGACAAAGUCACUCUUGAUCUAGAGCCACAUCGUUCAAGGGAAGCUUUGGACUUGGUCAAAUUACACCUCCGUCAAUUGGCUGGUAUUCCAACUUUUAAAUGUUUAAAGCUUGUCUUUGGCGCUGAUGGUGGGGAUAGCAAGAAGGCAAAAACAAGACGUCUGGUCAUAAAGCUUCUCAACAAUGAGUCAAUCCAGUGGAAUGAAGAUGCUGAGCAGGGAGUUAUCUGUAUUGACUUGGAUCAGGUGAAUCCCGGCAAAUUGAGUUUUGUCAUGGAAUAAACAAAGUCAUUUUUAAAAACUAAGCUGAGUAGGGGAUUUGACAAGUUAAAUGAUGUGUUUCGUCAAGUCUUAUUAAGAAACAUAUGCUUAAUUACAAUUUAUUAAACAUAAUUAAUAUGAUUGUCAAAUGAUGGUUGCCUGUGGCAA
Molecule: messenger RNA, 2520 nt
Organism: Zingiber officinale
Lineage: Eukaryota; Viridiplantae; Streptophyta; Magnoliopsida; Zingiberales; Zingiberaceae
Product: putative nuclear RNA export factor SDE5
Exons: 12
Coding region: 901-2373 (490 amino acids)
Source: RefSeq, a predicted model, not a curated record